AUGUCUAACGGAACCGUCGGGCUAGAUGGACUGAUGACAACCGAAAAAGAUGAGUUAUUGGAGCGGAUGGCUUACUUGGAGAAGCAGACUACUGACCUGGCGGAGGAACUUAUCUGUCUGAAAAGUGCACUGGCGGAUUGCCUGCGACGCGUGCAGCUCCUCGAGUCCUCACGAGGUACGCAUUCACCCAUGUCAAGUCAUGUCGCCCCUCGAACUGCCAGUGAAUCCAGAGCGAGUCGAGCACCGACUGCCGCAAUGGCGGGCCGACAGAGUCGUCACACGCCAUGGAUGCCCUCCACCCAUGCUACCAGUAGCUCUCGUCGGCCGCCCUCACAGGUCUCCGCACGCUCCACUAAUCUUGCAUCCCCCUCCAGUACUGCACCGCCUGCUCUGCCCGCUUCCAAGGUUUCUGGAUCCACGGGAUCUGUCGUUCGUCCGCUCACUGCCGCCUCGAAGGGCGGAAGAAGAGGAGAAGGAGAUGUCUUUCGAAUGCGCCCCUCAGCCAGUGCCUCCUUUGACUGCGUGGAUGCUGAAGACCUCCACGAACCAAGUUCAUGGAGCACGAUUUACGGGCUUCCCAGUUCCUCUCGAGUGCUUCACCAACGAACCCUGCUUCGUCGACCCAUUUCCACGCGCUACUCCGCCGCCUUGCAUCGCAUUCGUCGCAACUCGAUGCCGCUGAAUUCGGUCACAAAUCCCUCGAUUUGGCUCUCGCAAGUCGACAUCGAGUGCUAUUGUGGUGUGGUGUCCUAG
Molecule: messenger RNA, 753 nt
Organism: Echinococcus granulosus
Lineage: Eukaryota; Metazoa; Platyhelminthes; Cestoda; Cyclophyllidea; Taeniidae
Exons: 4
Coding region: 1-753 (250 amino acids)
Source: RefSeq, a predicted model, not a curated record